Molecule: messenger RNA, 521 nt
Organism: Drosophila novamexicana
Lineage: Eukaryota; Metazoa; Arthropoda; Insecta; Diptera; Drosophilidae
Gene: Trs20
Product: probable trafficking protein particle complex subunit 2
Exons: 2
Coding region: 84-503 (139 amino acids)
Biological process (GO): endoplasmic reticulum to Golgi vesicle-mediated transport
Cellular component (GO): cytoplasm; nucleus; TRAPP complex
Source: RefSeq, a predicted model, not a curated record
AAUGACAAUCGCAUAAAUCAGCUGUGCAAAAAGUUAGCUGCAACCCGAAUUUGUUUAUUUCAUUUUUAAUUUAAAAGUGCACAAUGUCCACGUACUAUUUUGUUAUAGUUGGGCACAACGACAAUCCCAUAUUCGAGAAAGAGUUCAGCACCGUUAACAAAGAACAGCGCAAGGAGGAUCACAGGCAUCUCAACCAGUUUAUAGCGCAUGCCGCACUGGAUCUGGUGGAUGAGCACAAAUGGAAGACGGCGAACAUGCAGCUCAAGUCCAUAGAUCGCUUCAAUCAGUGGUUCGUGUCCGCCUUCAUCACCGCCUCCCAGAUACGCUUCAUCAUUGUGCACGACAACAAAAACGACGAGGGAAUCAAGAAUUUCUUCAACGAAAUGUACGAUACGUAUAUUAAGCAUUCCAUGAACGCCUUCUACAGAAUCAACACGCCCAUCAAGUCGCCCAUGUUUGAGAAGAAAUCGGAGAUAUUCGGGCGCAAGUAUUUGUUAUCGUAAUUGUUAAGAAUUAGCAUA